UAUUUAUAAUAACAGAAGAAGCAAAUACGUCAGGAAACGAAAUUGCAAAAAAAUCGUGUGUAGCUACAUUCAUUGAACCUGGACACUCUUACUUUUUUGGCCCUAUAAAAAGCUACCUUAUUCAUUACCACAACUCACACAAUAAACCAUACAUAAUUUUCAGUUUAACAAAAUUCAAGAAGAAGAAGAAGACAACAAUGGCGGUGACCAAGCCAACUGAUAAGUCCUCCUUCGAAGACCAGAUUUCCACUACGCUUAAGAAGAGGAACGAGGAAUUGGAACAAGAGCUGAGACAGAGCCGCGAGAGAGAGGAGGAGAUGAGGAACGAGCUACUCAAAGCUUGGCAGCGACUCCGGAUCGCCGAAGAAGCAGAGGAGAGACUCUGUUCUCAGCUCGGGGAGCUCGAAGCUGAGGCUGUUGAUCAGGCGCGUGCUGACCACGUGAAGAUCGUCUCCCUCCUUAAUCAACUCUCACGCGCUCAACAGCUCCUUCAAGCUGCCUCUAUUUCGAUCUCUCUCUGAUCUUGAAUUGAAACGUGGAAUAAUCUGAGCCGUUCGUUUUCGAAGACCCUCUCUCGUUAUUCGCCUUAGUUUGAUUUUUGAUUAUAAUUUACUUCUUCUUCUGUAAAUUGUAUAUGUAAAAUCUGAAUUUUGUAAAAGAAACGAUUUGACUUUUAAAGGGUAAAUACCAUUUUGGACCCUUGCAAAAGUUACCAAA
Cannabis sativa is the source of this 717-nucleotide messenger RNA. RefSeq names its product protein RESPONSE TO LOW SULFUR 4. The transcript has a single exon. Bases 198 to 521 code for a protein of 107 amino acids. Gene Ontology annotation, biological process: cellular oxidant detoxification. NCBI's taxonomy places the organism in Eukaryota, Viridiplantae, Streptophyta, Magnoliopsida, Rosales, Cannabaceae. The record is from RefSeq and is a predicted model, not a curated record.